Messenger RNA from Enterobius vermicularis (human pinworm), 579 nucleotides. The record is from the annotation of a GenBank genome assembly. NCBI's taxonomy places the organism in Eukaryota, Metazoa, Nematoda, Chromadorea, Rhabditida, Oxyuridae.
AUGGGAGAAAAGGAAGAAUCCAACUCGAUCACCAGACCAUCAGCCGACAAAACAACCCCUUAUCUCAGCUCAACGCCGGUCAGUAAUACGGCGGAUGAACGCGCUAAUGAUUGUCAGGAAACAUAUGCACUGACUAUCCAACACAGAGGAAAAAAUCCAGAAACAUCAUGUGACCGGAAAGAACCGGGGCCCAAAGGAAUCAUUAUCCAAAACCCGGAGUCGCAGCGAAAAGAAAAUUCAGCGUUUCCUCCAGAAACAAUUCAGCGAUAUCAGCGAAUCAGACGAAAUCUCCAGCCACUAAUGAGGCCUCACGACAUACUACUCACUCCUGACAUGUACUCGCUACCAAACAACGCAGAAAUCUUUCCAUGCCAUACUAGACAGACGCAGGCACACUUCAUCUAUAAAAUGCUUGACGCUUUCCAGCACUUUCUGACUUCCUAUAAAGAAGGGCUAGGCAUUACUGUUCUGGCAAGCAGAGGAGCCAGACAAAAACUACAGGAAAAAGAGAAAUGCACACGAUUGGUAUUUCUCAGUUAUGUGAGCCUGCACUUGGAAGAUUGGGAGGACUCGCUGUAG